Aspergillus bombycis is the source of this 753-nucleotide messenger RNA. RefSeq lists its product as uncharacterized. The transcript is spliced from 3 exons. Lineage: Eukaryota; Fungi; Ascomycota; Eurotiomycetes; Eurotiales; Aspergillaceae. The record is from RefSeq and is a predicted model, not a curated record. The coding region runs from base 1 to 753 and encodes 250 amino acids.
AUGGCUACUGUUGUUCUUGUUACGGGUGCUACUAAGGGUAUCGGAAAGGGAUUCGUGAAACACUAUCUCCAACGCCCCAACACCACCGUCGUCGCAGCAGUGAGAGCACCGUCCUCUAGCGAAGCCGACAACAUCUCCCAGUUCGAUUGUGCGCCUAGCAGCAAAGCCAUCGUUGUUAAAAUCGAUGCAACAUCCCAAACGGACGCAAGCGACACUAUCAGGAUCUUAGCCGCAGAACAUGGAAUCGAUCGAUUAGACAUUGUAAUUGCCAACGCCGGCAUUUUCGAUCCAUCCGCCCAUCAAAAGGUGGUCGACAUGAAGCUCACCGACCUUCAGGAGCAUAUCGAUGUCAAUGCCUACGGGGUCAUCCGCCUCUUCCAGGCUACCUGGCCACUGCUUGAAAAGUCCAAGCAACCCAUAUUUCUGCUCAACUCGGCCGGCGCAGCAACCAUGGCUGGCAUGAAGACAUUUGCUCACUUCCCGCUCAAUUCGUAUGCCGCUUCCAAGAUGCUGGCCAAUUUCUUCAUCCUCAGACUUGCAAUUGAACAUCCCAACUUAAUUGCAUUUGCUGUGCAUCCUGGUUCCGUUGUCACGGAGAAUCGCACUGCCGCUGCGGCGAAACUUGGGGUGCCUAUUGACGGCCUCUCGGUGGAUCAGUGUGUAUCGAGCCUGCUGUCACUUGUCGAUGGUGCCACACUGACAACGACCUCUGGCACAUUUGUCAAUGUUGAUGGGACUCCAAUCCCUUGGUGA